Protopolystoma xenopodis is the source of this 765-nucleotide messenger RNA. The record is from the annotation of a GenBank genome assembly. Lineage: Eukaryota; Metazoa; Platyhelminthes; Monogenea; Polystomatidea; Polystomatidae.
CUGCUGAACCAACACCAACAACAAUUGCAACAGAGUAGGCCACUGCAACAACUGCCGAUCGAGGCGACAACUGCCAGGGCGGAUGCUCCUGCCAUGAUGGAUCCGGAACAGUUGACGACAUUGGCGGCGGUUGCUGGGGCAGUUGCGGCGGCCGCCAUGGCCCGAUUCAGUAACUCCGCGCCAGCCGCCGGCGUCGCUGGGACGGACGCAGGAGACACUUUGUUUCAGUCGAAUUUGCAGCAUCUCUUGCUGCAACCGCAACAGCCGGCAGCACAAAUGCCGUCGGUGUCAAAGUCGAUCGGGCUCCAGGGCUCUGAACGUUCCGAACCGUCUCUGCCGACAGAGCAGUUGAUUGACUGGAACGAUCCAGUCCAGCUGCUAGGCCUCUACGAGGGUCUGGCCAGUAACGUGCAUUUUAUGCAGCAAUUGCCGGCUGACAUCCGAGGGCUACUCGGACAGUAUUUAGUCCAGUUGAGACAAGAGGCGGCACAAUUGUCGACGUGUGCCGGCCAUUUGACCCAGAGUCUGACGGGAAACCCACCAACUAGCAGAACAGAGGUAACAGCUGCCGUUGCCGUGACGAAAAGCAUAUCAGCAACAUCGGAAACAGCCACAUCGACGGCAUUGGGAGAACAGCCCAGGCGACUAAUGGAUACGUCAGAGCAUGCCUACUCGGUCCGGGGGGAUGGCGGUUUGAGGCAAGUGCGGCCGGUUUCAGAUGAAUUCGACAACUGCCGCUCAGCAUUUCACGGUAAGCAGACAUGA